CGCAGAAAUGGGCGGGGUGUGGUACUUACCCGUGCGGAUUCACAAGGGGUCCUACCACCAGUAAGGCUUGGGGGAAAACAUUUUGACUAAAGAAGCGAUAUUGGAAACAAAAUGCCACGUAUUCAAAACUAUAUAAAUGGAGAGAGAGAUUUUUUUCUUUCUAUCGUCUUUCAUUGGUUAGUCCAAGAAAGAAGUUAACUUAAAUUAAAUUACGAAAUUCCACCAGAGUAAGUCAAUACGAGAGAGACAAAGAUUCCCUUUUUUCAUCAGCAUUUCACUUUAACACGCUAUCUACGGCAGUUUGAACAUAAUGCGUAUUUCCCGAUAUAUCUGCUGAUAAUCUUAUAUUAAAAUCAAAUCAACUAAGUAUUUUAAAAUGUAACAUCGCAACCUAGCAAAUUAUUUUUACUUUAAUUUUGUAGAUCUCAUCAUGAUUGUCUGAAUGAGAUUGCUGGUAGCGAUAAUGCAUUACAUUUGAAUGUAAUUGUACCUAAUACGGAGUUUUUAUUUUAUUUUGUUUUCAUGUACAUCAAGCUUGAUCUUAUUCUUAAAAUUUUAGAGUAACGGAUUUAAGUAAUAAGAAUUUCGCUCUUACGACUUCUUAAAAUUUAAAAAUACACUAAUUAUAUUACAGACAAUUAAAUAUUAAAUAAAUUAAACAUUAAAUAGCGAACGAUUCAGACCUAUGUAUGACCUAUAGUCAUUUUAGCAAAAAGUAGAAUUAAGACAUUUGACUCUUGUAUUGGAAAAAGCCCCGGGCUUGGUAAAAUAAUAAUUCAAAACGUGAAAUUUAAAAUCCUUAUUUAAAAUUACGAGCAUCAGCUACAUCAAAUGAUUGCUUUAAUUAAACAUCGGAAACUAUAAGCGUUUGCAAUUCAGAUGCCCCUGAAGCAAACCACAAAGCAAUGUUACUGCCUUAUUUCUAUGAUCUGAGCUUGGUGCUCAACAAAGCCGUACAAGAUUAAUUUAAUAUGCAAUUUCGAAAAGGGCACAUCUCUGAAAAUGUAAAAUGUUCAGGAAAUGAAAAAAAAACUGAUUAUUUUCUAAAGCAGUGUAAAAUUUAAAAUAUUAACUUUUGAGAUAUAUUUUAGUGUUAAUUAGCAAUUGAUAAUUACUGGAAUUAUUAUAAAAUGGGUGUAGGUAAGCCUCAAAACUACAUGUAUAUGAAAAAACUUAUUUGACAAAAUAUGCGACAUGUGCCCUUUUCGAAAUGGCAUAUUCAAUUAAAUUAUUAAUAAUUGGAUUAAAACAAGACGGCCAUUAAUACCCGAACAUGGUGAGGUUAAAAAAUCUGGUAUUUUUCUUGUGAAUCGCCUUAUGACAACAAUGACUACUGUUUUACCAUUCAACAUCAAAUUGCUCUGCUUAAAUGACACGGUUAAGUACCGUUGUACUACCGCGAAGCAGUUCAUUUUAAAGGGGCGUACCGACGUAAUAUAAUACAACCGAAGCUUCGGCUUCAUGUCUUAAGAUGCGUGAAGCUCGCUUAGUGAGUCUAUAGUACCAGAGCCGGUAUCCAUUUAACAUAAGCUACGUUUAAUUCUAAAUAUAUUUUAACUCAAAUUCCUACAAUUACUUCCUCAAGAUACUUCCGUUCGGUAAGUUCUUACAAAGCUUUACUAUUCCUUUUCUUAAAAUCUUGAGCAUGGGUAGGGUGGACAGGCCCGUCCUUAACCCAUAGACAUAGCCCGCUGAGUUUCUCACCGGAUCUCCUCAGUGGGUCGCGUUUCCGAUCCGGUGGUAAUUUCUGUGGAGCUCUGCUCUUGCUAGGGCCAGUGUUAGCAACACUUCUGGUUUGAGCCCCGUGAGCUCACCAACACGUUAAGGAGAAGCUAAAAUACCCUCUCAAGGCUAUCAAAAUAAGGAGAAAAAAAAACUGUCCUGUCCAUCGUCCUGAUUAUAGUGCUGCGAAAUUCCGUGCUAAAAAAACCGUUGAACUAUUAACCAUAUGCAUUGUUUUUCGUCAAUUUUACUUAAAUUAAAAAAGUUUAAAUUUGUUUCUAUACGUAACCAUAUAUACCGUUAAAAAUAAUCUAAAGUUGAAGUUGCAUUGAAAUAAUAAGUGCUCAGUAGCACACAUAAUUAAAACUGACGUGCUUUUUUCAUAACCCAAAAAGAAAUAUACGAAUAUAAGAUAAAUAAUGAACGGUUUUUGACGGACCAAUUAAUACUUGCAAUCAAUUUGUAUGAGUGAAAAAUACAAAUUAAGGAUGUCCAUUAAAGAAAUUCGUUUUUGAUUUCUGAUAUUUAUCUCCUUCCUGUUUCGAUUACUUUAGCCGAGUUACCUUGCCUUGACAAGAUUUUAAUGGUAUUAUUAUGCUCUUACCUUCACCUUACCAAAUUUAUAUUUAUCGCUUCUUUCAUAAUACAAAUGUCAUUGGCCUUAAGGGUAUUAUGAUAAUUAUUUAAAGUUUUAACGUAUCUAGUUUGAUUAUAAAUUAAUUCGAACGAGAAGUUCACUAUAACAAAAAAGGGUACGCAUCUUGUUUCUUUAUGUGUCACAAAUUAUUGUAAUUUAAACAUAAGCCUUAAUGGUUUAUAGAGCAUAAACUACUAUAACGCUUUCAGUGUUGCUCACUAUGAAACGUGAACUUAUGAAUUGUGAAGGGUUAACUUUGUCACAAAACCGGUGACUAUUCGAAUCAAAUUGACUCAUUAUCCGGACGACCACGAGACAAUUGAGACAUCAUAGUUCGCACCGGGAAAGAAAAUAUAAGGGGUUUUUAUUAUUUAAAUGCAAUUUUCAGUCACUGACUUCAUCAAAAAUGUACAACAAAAUCAAUAAAUAUCCUGGUACUUUAUUAUUGUAUAUCGCUUCAGACCGCCGUGGCUACGAUGCUCGUCAGCGAAGAGUUCUGGCAGGCGAUGCUCGACUUCUGUGAGUUCAGCAUUGCGCAGAAGGAGGCGACGGAACGGGAGAGGGAGAGCUCUUCUUCCCUCUCGGCGCCGUACCACCGCCGCCGAGCAGGGGGUUGGAGGAAGGAGUUCGUCCAGCUCCGGCCCCUGUCGAAGCAGUCUUCUCCCGGAGAUGGAAAUUAUUCAGUAACUCGUGAAGUUGAAGAAUCUAAUACGAUGCGGAUAUUAGUGAUCACUAAACUUCAACAGUUCAAUAAAUCUGCCAUAUAAAAUAAAAUCGAAGCAUAUUUGGAGAUGGAAAACGAAUGAGUGAAUGUAAACAAAGAGAGACAGACAAAUGGCGAAAAAAAAAUUGGUGGAAAAUAAAGAGAGAUAGGCAAAUUACGAAAUAAAAUUUGGUGUCUUUAGACUCCUUAUAAAUAUAUUAUUAAAAAUAAAUAUAUAAUAUAAUAAAACACAGAAACAAAUAACAAUCUACAUUAUCAUCAUCAUAAUCAUCAUCUCAGCCUGUCCAUUGUCCAUUGCUGAACAUAGGCGUCUCCAACUGAUGUCCAGUACAUAAAAAUUACAAACGUUUCCAGCUUUGCAAUGAACAAAAAAUAUUAGAACAACAUUGUACUUGAGUCAACUACUAAUUUGUGAAAGAAUAGCCAAUACACAACAUGAUUAGCCGCUUGACCUACACAUAAAUUUGACGUCAAAAAAAACAAAGUGGAGGACAAUGGUCGAUCAUUUUUAAUAAGGAGAAACGUAAAUUAAUGUAAUAAGUAAUGCUGAGCACGUGUUAUCGAGAUUGCAAAGGACUACACGGACAUUGACUUUAGUUAGGUAUCUAAGAUUAUCUUUUGCUCAACAAUUAUCAGUAUAUUUUUGAUAAUUAUUUACUCGAUAAUAAAAUAGUCCACGAAGUCGUCGUGGCCUGAAGGAUAAGACGUUCGGUGCAUUCGUAUCUUGCGAUGCAUCGGUGUUCGAAUCGGCGGGCGAAUGUGUCGGGUACCAAUUUUUUUAAUGAAACACGUGCCUAACAAAUGUUCACGAUUAACUUGCACGGUGAAGGAAUAAAAUCGUGUAUUAAAAAUCAAACCCGUAAAAUUAUAAUAUGUGUAAUUACUGGUGGUAGGACCUCUUUUGGGGCCGCACGAGUAGGUAUCACCACCCUGCUUAUUUCUGUCGUAAAGCAUUCGGUUUGAAGGCUGGGGUAGCCGUUAUAACUGUAGUAAGACCUUAGAACUCACAUCUGAAGGUGGGUGGCGGCAUUUACGCCUAUGGGCUCCGGUAACCUCUUAACACCAGGUGGGCCGUGAGCUCGCCCAGUCAUAUAAGAAAUAAAAAAAAAAUUGUAAUCACUCGUCUUUACAACAGAAUUGAGAUUUCAACCUCUAAGCAGCCAGUGUUUCACGUUUAUCUAAUAAAUUGUUUAUAAUAUAUACUAAAAUUUAAUAUAUACUAUAAUUUAAUAUUUAUUAUACAUUGAUCUAUAUGAUAUAUGAAAAGAAAGCGAACUUCCUUUAACGUUAACUUUUUCCGCGAUUGCGCCUUUUUUAAAGCAAUUCAAAUUAGCGUAGAAUGUCAAUAACAGCGGCGACAGGGAUGAAGAAAUAUGAAGUUUUUUAAUUCAUGUUUUUGUAGCAGACUUGAAAUCUUGUCUCUUUGUUUUUUCAGAGCCUCAUAUUGAAGUCUUAUUUAAAUCAAUAUUAUAUCAAUAAGUACCAUUAGAAGCAUUGUAGUAUAUUUAUAAUAUAAUAAACAAUUGAUAAAUAUAUUGACACCGGAUAAAGACGGGAGAAUUAAAUGAAAAGUAGCCUCGCUAAUUGUCCUACGAUCACAACGAUUCGAUGCUUAACAAUUGACGAUUAAAAUGACUGUCAAAAAAAGUCGUAAUGUUCGUAGUCAUCACCCAACACGGCAUCUACCUUGACCAUAUAUAAGCAGUAUUAUUAUUAUGGCCCAUCCGUAUUACCUACCACGCUUGAACAUACAGGUGCCAUAUUCUUAAAUCAGUUUACUUGUACCGGCGGAGAUUCUUGCACGUACUCCGUGCACACGAAAAGGCGCGAAUUUCAAAAUGUUAAAUCUGGAAACAGUAUUUUCCAAUCCGAUACUAAAACAAAGUAAUAAUUUGUUGAAAGUGCGAAUAUGUUUUUAUAGUAUAUCUUACGUGCAUUUAGUGGUCGUCGCCAGUUUAUUGUUAACAAUAGACUUUAGUAAAUCGGAAGAUCCAAAUAUUAGAUUGUAUCAGCAAACGAGAUGGAAAUUAAUUACGGCCUGGUUCAAUCUUUUCACCAUGGUAUAUUUCCCGACGUGCAUUUACUGUGAUUGGCGAGAUCUAAGAGGCGAAGCACACUGGAGGCACGUCAAGAUCCUGAAUCAAUUUCGAGACUUGUGUUUCACUAGUAUACUAUUACCUACUACUGCCUUCGGAGACAUACUAUUCUGGCGAGUCUGGAAUAAAGACCGCGAGCUAAUAGCACCUCUGAAGAUUCACGAGAUUGUACCGUUUUGGACACAGCACUGCAUGCACACGGUAUCGCUGAUCAUCAUGCUCGUCGACCUGGCACUUGUACGAAGAGAACGACCGAAGAAUAUGGUACCAGGCUUAGCUUUACUCUCAACAUUCCUUAUAGCCUACACCGUUGUGUGCAUAAACAGCUAUAUGAAUGAAGAAUACAUAUACCCCGGACUGAAACAGUUCACAGGAUUUAAAAUACCAGCUUUGAUAGCGUAUUUUUUCAUUGAAAAUCUGUUCUACUAUUUUAGUCAAUGGCUAAUAAUAGAUAUGGUAUGGGGAAACGGCAACAAAAAAAUGUUGAAAGUGGCACCUGUGACAGAGAAGCUGAGGAGUGCGCGUUUGGGAUGGUAUGGACAUGUGAUGAGACGAAAUGAAAAUGAGGUUGGUAAGAGAGUGUUAACUAUGAAUGUGGAUGGAUAUAGAGGAAGAGGUAGACCUAAGAAGAAAUGGAUGGAUUGCGUGAAAAACGAUAUGGGUAAGAGGGGAGUGAGCGAAGAAAUGGUAUAUGAUAGAAGAGUAUGGAAGGAGAAAACAUAUUGCACCGACCCCAGGUGACUGGGAGAAGGGCAGGAUAAUGAUGAUGAAUGAUGGUAACUUUACAGUUUUUAUAAGACACAUUGUUCUAAGAAACCAGCGAGGCUUAAAUUGCAAAUGAAUCAAUACAAAUAGAAUUGAAAAUUAAAAUUUAUAAAAAACAUUAAACCAAAGGAAAACAUCGACCCUUUAUGCGAUGAAGGUAUUGUACUCGGGAUGUAUGGUACAAUCACGGUUAAUAAGCGCUCAUAAUUUUGGGUUUUGGAAAGGAAACAUUUACAGGAACAGGAACAGUACAUUUGGGAGCAACUAAAAUGUUUUCUUGUUAAUCCUUUUUCUACACCCAUUCUUACAUUGUAAACCUUUUAUAAAAUUACGAGUCUGGUCCAUCAGAAAGAUUGUUUAAAAUUAAUCACAUUUUCUCCAUCAUGGAAGAAAUUGAUCUAGUAAAUUCUGACAAAAUAUACCUAUUUCUAAAUUCAAUAUUAAUUUGAAGGACAUAUAGCCUUAAAAUAAAACAAAAAAAACUUAUAAUUUUCGAUAAAAUUAUUUUCAAGUUUUUGGUUUAUUUUAAUUGUUUCAGUACUAGCCACUCCAUAGACAAAAGUUUAGCGGAGGUGAAAUACUUCUAAGACUUAAAUAGCUAGGUGUUGAUUUAAAUAUAAUGAUCUGUAAGACAUUUAAAGAUUUAUAUGAAUAUAUUAGAUGUGUUGAAACAGUUACAAUACAAUUCGAGCUAUUUAAUUGUAACAAUUAUCGAGUACAAUGGCUGUGACUUAUGACAGUACCUUUUCCUUUUAUUUAUUUAUUUAUUAUUAGUCUUCUUACACAAAAUAACCAAAACAUUUUAGUACCUGGUACUCUAAAAUAGCUACUAUUUAGACAUAGUAGAUGUUAAUUUUAGAUUUGUACAAAUAAGACUUUCAAGUUUCAACGCAUGCUUGUUUAAAUAAUUUAAUAGUGGUCAAAACGUAGUAAUGUUAUAAUAUGGAAGUGAGUGGAUUCAUUAUAUUGAGUUCGAAGGGUAUUGGCUCGGAUAUGUUAGUAUAAAACUGUCUUAAAUAUAAAUGUAUGUAAAUAGAUUUUCCGUGAAUAACCAGAUUGAAAAUCUUCUCACAAUAUAAAAUCGGUUUUAUGGUGGCAAGAAAACGAUUAUUUACUUUAUUUUUUAAGAUUUUCACUAAGUUUCCUUUAUAUUUGACUACAGACUAAAGCCUCUUUUAAGUCAUAAGAAUUUCACAAAAAUUUCGAACCGGCUUCUUAUCAGCAAUUUUAAAAAUUUUGAAAAUUGCAAGUUUGCUAGAACGCGGUUCUUAAUUAUCUAUUAAUUUAUUUAUGUUGUAAUUAUAUUUAAAUAUGUUAGUGUUUACAAUAAGACUCCAGUGAUUUGUGAUUUUAGUUUUAAUGAAAUUUUAAUCCAGAAUAAAAUUUACAUAACUAUGAAUUUUUACAAUUUUAA
Molecule: messenger RNA, 7358 nt
Organism: Bombyx mori (domestic silkworm)
Lineage: Eukaryota; Metazoa; Arthropoda; Insecta; Lepidoptera; Bombycidae
Product: androgen-dependent TFPI-regulating protein
Exons: 8
Coding region: 4922-5920 (332 amino acids)
Cellular component (GO): endomembrane system; membrane
Source: RefSeq, a predicted model, not a curated record